Rotaria sp. Silwood1 is the source of this 394-nucleotide messenger RNA. The record is from the annotation of a GenBank genome assembly. Lineage: Eukaryota; Metazoa; Rotifera; Eurotatoria; Philodinida; Philodinidae.
AUGUCAAUAAAAAAAGAAGAAAAUGAACCAAUGCAUUUACGAUGGUCUAUUGAAGAUAUCGUAACUUUUGCAAAACGUUAUGCUAUUACUCAUGGUCUUCUUUGUCUUGUUCCUGAUAAUUUAGAUCAAGCAACUAUUGUUCCAUUUUCUCUAUUUCCAAGUCCUUAUUCUUAUUCACAUUUUAAAUUUAUUUGGUCAAUUCAAACAGCUUAUAAUCGUCUGUAUAAUCGUGUAUCUCUUGAUGAUGAACUUCUUGAAAAAGCACUAUCACCAGUUAUUCCAUUCGAUGAUUUUGUUCAACGUCUUUGGAAUAUUCAUCGUACUUGUACAAGACGACAACCUAUUCAAUUAGAUAUUUAUCGAAAUGAUUAUAUGCUCGAUACAAAAGUUAAUA